GUUCUUUGGUUUACACCUUCGAAAAACGGAUAUUGAACACAAUUUUAAAUCCACAUUUACAAUAUUUAUCAUAUUAAGUAAAAGCCGGCUUUCAAUCAGUUUGUUUCCUGUGUCGUGUUUAGUGGCUUUACGGUAACUGCGAGAUCCCGCAUGGCUGCCCCCUUGAAAUCUAUGAUGAUUACAUGCGCGAGCUAGCUUGCUACCACACUAGAAUAUUCUCGUAUGUUCUUGUACAGUAUUAAAGGGUAGCAUAAUAAGAACCAACUUCUAAAUUGUGACGGUUGGCGGCUUAAAAAACACGGAGAUAUCGGAGACACACAAGAAGCAUCAUGGCCGAAGACCAGCGUAACAGAAGACAUCCCCAAAAUCUCCAGGGUGUCCUUCGAUUGGCCGUAGAGGCUGGCUCUGCCGCAGAUGGACCCGCUCCCCUGGAACCAAUGUCAGAGGAGAGGAAAGAAUGGUUGAGAGGGGCUCUUGCAGAAGUAGCCAAAGGACAGAUCAGCGAAGUGGAGCAGAUGAAAGAGUGUAUGCGUGUCCUGCUGAGAGAUGGAGGCUGUGAGAGGGGGAGGGAGGGAGAGGAAGAUGGAGUGGAUGAAGAGGAAGGCGAAACAGAGCAGGCACUGGAAUUUCUCUCAGAGCUGUGUGAAAAUCUGGACAAUGCCAGAGACCUGAUGACCCUGGGUGGGCUGGACCUGUGUAUGUCCCAGUGCUUGAACCAUCCCCAAGGCAGUGUCAGGUGGCGUGCUGCCCAGCUCAUUGCGUGCUGUGCCCAGAACAUGCCCGAGGUGCAGUGUCACCUGGUCGGUCAGGGGGCUCUGCCCAAACUGCUGCAGCUGACCGACUCGGAUCCCCACCCCACCGUCCGAGUCAAGUCACUCUACGCCGUCUCAUGUCUGGUGCGUGAGCAGGAAGUAGGGCUCAGGGCCUUCCUGUCCCAUGACGGCUUCUCAGUGCUGAUGAGAGGCAUGCAGUCUGACAACGAGAAGUUGAGGACCAAGUCUGCUUUCCUACUCCUCAACCUGCUGACAGCCCACCCAGUACACAAAGAUACAGUCAUCUCCAUGGGCAUGGUGCAACAGCUAGUCGCCAUUCUUCGCACUCCUCACUCCCACUUCCAUGAACACGUGCUCGGCGCCCUCUGCUGCCUGGUGGAGGAGAGUCCUUUGGGUCUGAGGGACUGUCGGAGCCCCACUCUCGGUCUGGAAGACUUACUCAGCCAACGGGCCAAUGAGCUGCAGGGGAGAGAGGAGUGUCAGGAGGAGUUGGAGUACUGCAAGCGCUUGCACUCUUCCUGUUUUCAGGCACGGCAACCCGACGACAACGCAAUGGAUCGCUGAAAUCCUCUUCGGUCCAUCCGCCACUGGCUAAGACUUUUCAUUAUUUUAAAUGAAUUAACUGUCAAUGAAGACAAUAUGCUAAAGUCGCUGUCUGUCAAUUCAGUGGUUUUACCAUUUACCCAGAAAAAUAUUAAUAAAUCCAUGUUGGUUACUCCACUUUGCAGAAAAAUGCAUGCCAAUUUUCUCCAUGGCUGUCGAUGAACGCUAAUUUUUAUUUUGUAUUGUUUUGAAACCACUAUAUCACUGAUGUCCACCCAUAUCACAUCACAUGGUUCUUGGAUGCAGAAGUGUAGUGGGCUUUAGAGAGCCUUAUUCGAACUUCAGCUAUAUCUUGUUUUUUGAGGUACACCUGUUUCACAUCUAAAUGGCUUUGUGUUCUCUAUCUGCAAGCUCAUUCAUUCCUGUUGACCAUUUGUUAAUGAUAAAGUUAUUCAUUUUUUAAAUAUUUUGGUUAGCAGAUCAGGCUUGGAAGCAAUAUUUUGACCUUUAUGUUGGGUGUGCCUAACUAAACCUCAUAGUCCAUACAUAAUUUAUAUAAGAUGUAGCAUUUAUUUAAACAGAGCCAUAAGAUAACUCUAUUUUACAGCUUCAUCACCACCAAUAUUGUAUGAUAAUAUUGCAUUACUUGAUAGUUGUUUCCUGGAAGUCAUUACAGUGACUGCUAAGUGACUAAAAACAAGUUAAUGAAUGAAUAAUAAUAGCUCUAUGUUAAACUUCAUUGAACAAAACUUCAUUUUGAGGAAACACCAGGUAAUUAGGCUGUAAAAUAAAGGUUUGUCAUUUUAGUAACUCAGUUCUCAUAAUUUGUUUGUUUUAUGAGAAACCACAGAAGAUAAAAACAUUUUUUGAUACUGUUUUGCUUUGUUUCCCUUCAGAAUGUUAGUCAGUUAAGGUUUUUUCUGUGUUUGUGUCUAAUGAUAAUGAAUGACUUGUGCAGAGAGCUUGCAUCUUAAAUAAUAUUCAGUAUGUUACUGUAUAGCAUUUUAUGAAACCAACUUUAUUUUUCAUCAUUUUCAUUAUGAAUAAAUACACAUUAUAAA
Messenger RNA from Esox lucius (northern pike), 2377 nucleotides. It is a transcript of the gene hspbp1, whose product is annotated as HSPA (heat shock 70kDa) binding protein, cytoplasmic cochaperone 1. The transcript has 8 exons. The record is from RefSeq and is a predicted model, not a curated record. NCBI's taxonomy places the organism in Eukaryota, Metazoa, Chordata, Actinopteri, Esociformes, Esocidae. The coding region runs from base 330 to 1337 and encodes 335 amino acids.